Effrenium voratum is the source of this 540-nucleotide messenger RNA. Lineage: Eukaryota; Dinophyceae; Suessiales; Symbiodiniaceae. The record is from the annotation of a GenBank genome assembly.
AUGUACGGCUUGCGAUGCAUCAACAACAUGUACUCGGAGCAUGCUGGGAAGCGUAGCGACUUCAUCAUCGUGGGCCACCCAGAGUUUCAGAUGGGGAAGGUGCACAGCAGCACCCGGCGCUUUCCGGCCUGGGACAUGAGGCCGGUGCCCAGUAAGCCGGGGAAGUGCAUGGCCUCCAACAGGUCAAAGCCAGUGCUGGUGCGCCAGCUAAGCGCGCCUGGCCCCGUCGGCAGCCUGAAGCAGCGGGCGUUGGAGCACAGCUCAAAGCCAGAGGUGCCUUCUGCCAGCCCGCGCGGCAGCCUGGUGGGCGACUACUUUGCCUUCGAGCAGGCGCUGCAUGAUAUGGCACGGCACGAGCAGGAGGCCAAGUACUCCCGGGAGCAGGUCAUGCGCACAGCGGCCAGCUACGCCUGUCGCAACGGCCACUCCGCCACGUGCCGCAACUUCGCGACGCUGCACCGGGAGCUGGACGACCUCCGCAUGAAGCUGGAGGAUGAGCCGGAGAAGACCAGAGAGUCCCUGAGGGAGAGUCCCCGAUAG